AUGACUGUCAGCUACGACUACCCAGCACGGGUUCCUGCUGCCACUUCAAUGGCUACUCUCGAAGACAGAUUCGAAGUCAUAAAGGAGGUCGGUGAUGGCAGCUUUGGCAGUGUCGCAGUUGCUCGUGUACGGACAGCCGGCUCCAAUGUUGCCAGGAGAGGGACUAUGGUUGCAAUCAAGACGAUGAAGAAGACCUUCGACUCUUUGGCCCCUUGCCUAGAGCUGCGUGAGGUCAUCUUCUUACGGACUCUACCCGCUCAUCCCCACCUUGUCCCAGCCCUCGACAUCUUCCUUGAUCCACUCUCCCGGAAACUCCAUAUCUGCAUGGAAUACAUGGAUGGCAACCUCUACCAACUAAUGAAGUCCCGAGACCAUAAAUACUUGGAGGGCAAACACGUGAAGAGCAUUCUCUACCAAAUCCUGUCAGGUCUGGACCACAUCCAUGCUCACCACUUCUUCCACCGUGACAUCAAACCCGAGAAUAUCCUGGUAUCGACAUCUGCUCCGAACGACUCAGCCUUCAGCCGCUAUUCAAAUCUUGUCACUCCCCCUUCCACCCCUCCGACUUACACAGUGAAGAUCGCCGAUUUCGGCCUUGCACGCGAAACUCAUUCGAAGUCGCCAUACACGACAUAUGUCUCAACCAGGUGGUACCGCGCACCUGAGGUUCUCCUGCGUGCGGGAGAAUACUCUGCGCCUGUAGAUAUGUGGGCUGUCGGUGCCAUGGCAGUUGAAAUCGCUACCCUGAAGCCGCUGUUCCCUGGUGGUAACGAGGUUGACCAGGUCUGGCGCAUUUGUGAGAUCAUGGGCAGCCCUGGCAACUGGUACAGCAAGUCGGGCACCAAGCUGGGCGGUGGUGAGUGGAGGGAAGGCUCUCGUUUGGCUCAGAAGCUAGGGUUUACAUUUCCAAAGAUGGCGCCUCAUUCGAUGGAAAGCAUCCUGCAGCCUCCUCACUGGCCAGCAUCUUUGAGCCAUUUCGUGACCUGGUGCCUCAUGUGGGACCCUAAGAACAGACCGACUUCCACGCAGGCAUUGAACCACGAGUACUUCGCAGAUGCUGUGGAUCCCCUGCGGCCGAAAUCUUCUACUUCACGGCUGCUUGGCCGCAAACAGUCGGACAGGAGCUUCAGAUCACCAACUCCUCAAUCCAGCGACUCCCCAAGCGUCUCAUCAAAGCCAUCGUGGUUCAGAAGAUCGCUGAUUGGAAGAUCGGAAAGCCCAGCCCCAGCUUUAGAAACCGACCAGGCUGUCCGACCAUCUGUUGUGUCGCCUGCUGCUACUAAGCGCGCCACGUGGGCCAAUGGGGCUCCUAUGCCUAUCCUCCCUUCAAUCCGACCAGUCUCUCCCUUGUCUAAUGCAGUUACAGCUCAGGCGAACUCGACUCUUGCUCAUGGUGGGGAUAAUGCCCAGUCCGGUGCUGGAAGAGCAAGCAAGAAGAUUGGCCGACAGCUUUCUCUGAACUCCCACGGUAACCACUAUGCCGACAUUCACAGGCAAGAGGCAGAGCGAGCCCUCAACGGAGCUGCGACUAUGAACGCAACACUCAACCAGAAGGAGAGCUUCUUCUCUCACCUCCGCAAGAGGGCUCGCCGGCUCUCCGGUCGCAACCAGGCCAAUUUGGCGACUGAUGAUAUCGAAGCCAACGCUGGCUGUAUGCCGUGGUCAAACCGUUCCUCGCUCGCUCUGGACUCUGUGAAUGCGGGAGAUGCGAAGCAGAAUUCCGACCUGAACGAGUUGGAUAGGGCUUUGCAGAGUGUCAAGUACUCGCUCGACUCGACCGCUCUCGGAAAUGUCCCUGUCCAAAUCACAUCGACUGGGGACGUCAGCAAGCGGCAGUCCAUGCCCCAGGGAUCCAUUCGGUCAAUGACAGAGAGCCCAGUCUCAACCAGUGGUGCUCCCGCACCGAUCUCGAGCCGGACGAGACGUGCGCUUCAGAUGUCUUCUCACCCGGUUCACCGCUAUGAGACCCCUGAGGAAGAGGACGAGCUCUUGGAUGAGGUGUUGCAUUCGGCAAGCAAGGCGGCUAAACGGUUGGCACAAAGCGAAACAUUGUCGGAUGCAUCCUCCAACCACAGUCGCCAAGCUCUGGGAAACGACGGCUCCCGUCCCUUGCCCAGCCCUUAUCCCACUCCAUCACCGUCGGCAAAGUGUGACGGUAUCUCGUUUGGUCAGCAAGACUCGACUCCAUGCAGACGAGACGAGAAGAUGGCCCAUGCCAGUUCCAAUCGUCAAUGGCCGACCCCGCCUUACGAGGAACGGGACUGGAUGAACACGACAUCUUCCAAUUUUCUGACAGAGUCGACAUUCAAAUGA
Molecule: messenger RNA, 2313 nt
Organism: Aspergillus novofumigatus IBT 16806
Lineage: Eukaryota; Fungi; Ascomycota; Eurotiomycetes; Eurotiales; Aspergillaceae
Product: serine/threonine-protein kinase
Exons: 4
Coding region: 1-2313 (770 amino acids)
Biological process (GO): protein phosphorylation; intracellular signal transduction
Cellular component (GO): nucleus; cytoplasm
Molecular function (GO): ATP binding; protein serine/threonine kinase activity
Source: RefSeq, a predicted model, not a curated record